Molecule: messenger RNA, 1221 nt
Organism: Trichomonas vaginalis G3
Lineage: Eukaryota; Parabasalia; Trichomonadida; Trichomonadidae
Product: beta1,3-galactosyltransferase family
Exons: 1
Coding region: 1-1221 (406 amino acids)
Cellular component (GO): membrane
Molecular function (GO): glycosyltransferase activity
Source: RefSeq, a predicted model, not a curated record
AUGUUUUAUUUUUUAGUUUUUUCACAGUCUAUUAAUAUUUCAAGGAUAGCAUUCUGCUCAUGGAGUGGCUUUGGAUGCAUUAAAAGUCGAAUUUUGCCAAAUUCAAAGACUUGGUACCAAUUACUUCCAGAAGUUUAUAUUUAUUCAGAAGGUUAUCCUGACCAAGUUCCACAACAAAUCGUCAAAGAAAACAAUCACUUAAGCAUUCACUUUCGUAAGCUAGAUUUGCAAACUUAUGCUCUUUUUGGAACAGAAUUUGAUACAGCUUGGAAUCAUGCUCAAGCACGUCAUAUGAUAUCAAUGCAUGACUUUGUUACAGCUGUGCCUGAUAAAGAUUGGUACGUUUUCUUUGAUGAUGAUACGUAUUUCUUUAUGGAUAAUUUACUCGAUUUUCUUGAAGCUCAUAAUCCAAAUGAAGAUGCAAUGUAUGGUGUUACAUAUGGUGUUGCUAGUUUUUCAACUCCGUUCUUCAGAAAUAUUCACAAAUGGCACGAUUUCAUUCAUGGUGGCUCUGGCAUUAUAUUUUCAAAGUCAUUCAUCAAUAGAGUCAAAGAGUACUUCAUUCCUUGCCAAGAUAUGUUCAAUUUGGCAAAUGUUGGAUCAGAUAUCAGAUUUGCUCUUUGUUUAGAGAGAUAUUUCGAUGAUCGCCCCGGUGGAUAUUCUAGUUACCUUCAUCCAUCUGCAGAACAGUUCUUCCCUGACGUUCCUGAAGAAUUGGAAGACAGAAGACACCAAUUUUUGCCUCAAAUCUCCGCCCACCACAUUGAAAAGGACAGAGCGUAUAUCUUUUAUAAUACAACAGUUUCCCAGUGGAAAUUAAAGAAUGGAACUGAUGUUUACGCUGAUUGGAGUAUUUAUGCUGCAAUUCCGUUCAGAGUUGAGAUAUUCUCCGGCCAAAUCACUAAUUUCUACUUCGGAUAUAGGUUCUGCUACACGAAUCUUAACCAAGCUUGUUCUAAAUUGCAAACAAUGAUUACUCCUAUCGAUAACUCAGAGAAUCCAACAGAAUUCGUACAAACAUUUGAAAGAGGAUUUAGAGUAAGAUAUAUAUGUGAUGAUAAUAUGGAAAAAGGAGAACUUGCUCAAGAAUUUCAUGAUGAUUACAAGAAUUACUCAUUAUCAUUGAGAGUUAAGUGUCCUAAAGCAAGACAAUUCUAUAAUAAUCAUCCAGGAUCUGAAUCUCCUUAUGAUAUGUACGAUGUUCCUGUUAAUAUGCUUUAG